Messenger RNA from Manis pentadactyla (Chinese pangolin), 2846 nucleotides. RefSeq names its product Wnt ligand secretion mediator (gene WLS). The record is from RefSeq and is a predicted model, not a curated record. Lineage: Eukaryota; Metazoa; Chordata; Mammalia; Pholidota; Manidae. Gene Ontology annotation, molecular function: Wnt-protein binding. Gene Ontology annotation, biological process: Wnt protein secretion; intracellular protein transport; Wnt signaling pathway. Bases 470 to 2023 code for a protein of 517 amino acids. The transcript has 13 exons. Gene Ontology annotation, cellular component: organelle membrane; endomembrane system.
GCUCCUUUAAGCGUCCACAGGCGGCGGAGCGGCCACAAUCACAGCUCCGGGCAUUGGGGGAGCCCGAGCCGGCUGUGCCGGGGGAAUCCGUGCGGGCGCCUUCCGUCCCAGUCCCAUCCUCGCCGCGCUCCCGUACCCUUGAAGUUUUGCAGCGCCCCAGAAAGGAGGCGAGGGAAGAGGGAGCGUGAGAGGAGAGGGAGCAAAAAGCACACCUAAAACAUUUAUUUCAAGGAGAGAAGAAAAAGGGGGGCGCAAAAAUGGCUGGGGCAAUUAUAGAAAACAUGAGCACCAAGAAGCUGUGCAUUGUUGGUGGGAUUCUGUUCGUGUUCCAAAUCAUCGCCUUUCUGGUGGGAGGCUUGAUUGUCAGCACCCGGAGGGCAACGUAAUCGACUUUAGUGAGAACAACAGAAGAGUCAGGGAACUGCGCCCGGCGCAAACCCGGAGCCGUGUUGCGGGGCUGGAUCGUUGCAUGCGUAAACGCGUAUGGUCGUCUCGGCUAGGCGCUCCAGGACCCACGACAGCAGUGUCCUACAUGUCCGUGAAAUGUGUGGAUGUCCGUAAAAACCAUCACAAGACAAAAUGGUUAAUGCCUUGGGGACCCAACCACUGCGACAAGAUCCGAGGCAUCGAGGAAGCGAUUCCAAGGGAAAUUGAAGCCAACGACAUUGUCUUUUCUGUCCACAUUCCCCUCCCCUCCAGGGAGAUGAGUCCUUGGUUCCAGUUCAUGCUGUUUAUCCUGCAGCUGGAUAUCGCGUUCAAGUUGAACAACCAGAUCAGAGAAAAUGCAGAAGUUUCCAUGGACGUUUCCCUGGCUUACCGUGAUGAUAUGCUUGCUGAAUGGACUGAAAUGGCCCACGAGAGAGUGCCCCGGAAACUCAAAUGUACCUUCACGUCCCCCAAGACCUCCGAGCAUGAGGGCCGUUACUAUGAAUGUGAUGUCCUCCCUUUCAUGGAAAUCGGGUCUGUGGCUCAUAAGUACUACCUUCUAAACAUCCGGCUGCCUGUAAAUGAGAAGAAGAAAAUCAACGUUGGAAUUGGGGAGAUAAAGGAUAUUCGACUGGUGGGAAUCCACCAAAACGGAGGCUUCACCAAGGUGUGGUUCGCCAUGAAGACCUUCCUCACGCCCAGCAUCCUCAUCAUCACGGUGUGGUACUGGAGGAGGAUCGUCAUGAUGGCCCGCCCCCCGGUGCUUCUAGAAAAAGUCAUCUUUGCCCUUGGGAUUUCCAUGACUUUUAUUAAUAUCCCAGUGGAAUGGUUUUCCAUUGGGUUUGACUGGACCUGGAUGCUGCUGUUUGGUGACAUCCGACAGGGCAUCUUCUAUGCAAUGCUUCUCUCCUUCUGGAUCAUCUUCUGUGGCGAGCACAUGAUGGAUCAACAUGAGCGGAAUCACAUAGCAGGGUAUUGGAAGCAAGUCGGACCAAUUGCUAUCGGCUCUUUCUGCCUCUUCAUAUUCGACAUGUGUGAGAGAGGGGUACAACUCACGAAUCCUUUCUACAGUAUCUGGACUACAGAUGUGGGGACAGAGCUGGCUAUGGCCUUCAUCAUUGUGGCUGGGAUCUGUCUCUGCCUCUACUUCCUGUUUCUGUGCUUCAUGGUGUUUCAGGUGUUCCGAAACAUCAGUGGGAAGCAGUCCAGCUUGCCAGCCAUGAGCAAAGUCCGGCGGAUGCACUAUGAGGGGCUAAUUUUCAGGUUCAAGUUCCUCAUGCUCAUCACCCUGGCCUGUGCUGCCAUGACUGUCAUUUUCUUCAUUGUUAGUCAGGUGACUGAAGGCCAUUGGAAGUGGGGUGGUGUCACAGUCCAAGUGAACAGCGCCUUUUUCACCGGCAUCUAUGGGAUGUGGAACCUGUACGUCUUUGCCUUGAUGUUCUUGUAUGCACCAUCCCAUAAGAACUAUGGGGACGACCAGUCCAAUGGUGAUCUGGGUGUCCACAGUGGGGAAGAACUGCAGCUCACCACUACUAUCACCCACGUGGAUGGACCCACUGAGAUCUACAAGUUGACACGCAAGGAUGCCCAGGAGUAGGAGGGGGCAGCACCUGGCUGGGACCGGCCCCCACAUCGCAACCCCUCUGACGGGAGUGGGGGGGCAUGCCAGAGAGAGCUCAAUGUGCAAACAAAUGCUCGUGUCUCAGAGCUGGGGUUUCUUGAACCAGCUGUCAGUUUGCCUCCUGAGCGUAGCUCUUAGAGAAGGAUUAUUACAGCCACUAAUGCAUUGUGUAUGGUAAGGAAGCCUCUGGUAUGACACAUUUUCUGUGAUCAUUGUUAAUUAGUGACAUAGUAACAUCUGUAGCAGGUGGUUAGUAAACCUCAUGUGUUGGGGGUGGACUCCUGGGGGGAUGGUUUGGGCCAGAUGGGGUCUGUGUGGAUUGGAAUAUUUGCCUUUUUUUCCCUGUUUUAGGUUCUAGGAGAGAUUUUAACAUCCUCUGCAGUCCAAGAUAGGCUGAUGUCAUAGACUUCUGACUCCUAAUCCAUGACCACUUUUUUUUUUCCUAUUUAUAUCACCAAGUAGCCUAUUGUGUUAAUAUUUAAGUUGUUGAUAGAUAUGUAUCCCUAUUUUUUAUGGCAUAAUAUAAAAUAACUGAAUUUCAUGAGAACGUCUAUUGCACCAGGGGCAUUUCAGCUUUGAAACCAAAUCUGUAUAUCCAAUGCUAACCAGUCUGUUGGAUGUGGGUUUUAAAGAAAUGUUUGCUGAACUACCCAAGUAGGGUUUAUUGUAUUAAAUGACCUUUGGGUCUGAAAAGCCUUUUUAACCUUUUGCUUAAAAUGUGUUUUCUUUUGAUAAGAUGCUUCAAACAGCCUCCAAGCGUGUAGAUGCGAUCAUUUAAAUAAACCUGUAUGUACAUGCA